AUGACGUUACGCGCGCGAAGCUCUCCCAUUGGCUGGCGCCAUGUCGGGGGCACGGGUGGGGCCAGCGGAGCCCCCCGGGGGGACACCGGGGAUACGGAGGGGACAUCGGGGACACGGAAGGGACACCGGGGAUACGGAGGGGACACCGGGGAUACGGAGGGGACAAUGGGUGUCCUCGUGGCCGCGCUGGCCUGGGCGGUUUUUGUCGCUGUCGCCGUCGGUGACCCCGCCCCGUCCCCUCUCCCCCCUCUCCUCUCCGAGGUCCUCACCUGCCAGCCCGACCCUCCCUCCGCCUCCCUCGCCAUCUCCCUGGACGGCCUCGGCCUCUUCUGGUUCGAUUUCCCCGGAUCCCGCUGGAAUUCCGGGAUUCCCUCGCUGCCUCCCUGGCCCCGGGAGCUGGAAACGCCCCAGGAAAUCCUCCCGGAAUUCCAGCUCUGCCGGGAAAUCCUGGGAAUUCUCAGCCGGGAGCUGCGGGGGCGCCUGCCCGAGGCCAGGGGAAUCCCGAUGCUGUCGGUAUUCCCGGCGCUGCCUCCCGUGGCCGGCGAGCCCAACUCGCUGCUGUGUUUGGUUGAGAACAUUUUCCCUCCCUCGCUGGACAUCGGCUGGAGCUCGGCGGGGACCGGGGGGAUUCCCGGGGGGAUUCCCGGGGGGAUUCCCGGGGGGAUUCCCGGGGUCAAUCCCGGGGUUUUUGGGGUCAAUCCCGGGGUUUUUGGGGUCAAUCCCGGGGGGAUUCCCGAGGUUAAUCCCGGGGUUUUUGGGGUCAAUCCCGGGGGGAUUCCCGAGGUCAAUCCCGGGGUUUUUGGGGUCAAUCCCGGGGGGAUUCCCGGGGUCAAUCCCGGGGUUUUUGGGGUCAAUCCCGGGGGGAUUCCCGGGGUCAAUCCCGGGGUUUUUGGGGUCAAUCCCGGGGGGAUUCCCGGGGUCAAUCCCGGGGUUUUUGGGGUCAAUCCCGGGGGGAUUCCCGGGGUCAAUCCCGGGGUUUCUGGGGUCAAUCCCGGGGUUUUUGGGGUCAAUCCCGGGGUUUCUGGGGUCAAUCCCGGGGUUUCUGGGGUCAAUCCCGGGGUUUUUGGGGUCAAUCCCGGGGUUUUUGGGGUCAAUCCCGGGGUUUCUGGGGUCAAUCCCGGGGUUUUUGGGGUCAAUCCCGGGGUUUCUGGGGUCAAUCCCGGGGUUUUUGGGGUCAAUCCCGGGGUUUCUGGGGUCAAUCCCGGGGUUUUUGGGGUCAAUCCCGGGGUUUCUGGGGUCAAUCCCGGGGUUUUUGGGGUCAAUCCCGGGGUUUCUGGGGUCAAUCCCGGGGUUUCUGGGGUCAAUCCCGGGGUUUCUGGGGUCAAUCCCGGGGUUUUUGGGGUCAAUCCCGGGGUUUCUGGGGUCAAUCCCGGGGUUUCUGGGGUCAAUCCCGGGGUUUUUGGGGUCAAUCCCGGGGUUUUUGGGGUCAAUCCCGGGGUUUCUGGGGUCAAUCCCGGGGUUUUUGGGGUCAAUCCCGGGGUUUCUGGGGUCAAUCCCGGGGUUUUUGGGGUCAAUCCCGGGGUUUCUGGGGUCACUCCCGGAGACAUUCCCGGGGUCACCACCGGACCCUUCAUUCCCGGUACCGAUCUCGGCUUCUCCCGCCUGGCCCGGGCUCCGCUGCUGCCGCGGCCCGGGGAGGUUCUGGCCUGCGUGGUCACCGAGCACGAGGGGAACGGAAGCGUCGUGGAGUAUUGGGUGGCUCCGGACACGUCUCUGGACGAGCAGCUGGACACGGCUCUGGCCGGAGCCGCUCUGGCCCUGGGCCUGGUCCUGGCCCUGCUCGGGCUCGGCCUGGCCCUGCUGGCCCCGAGGGGCCGGCCCGGACCCGGGAUAAUCCCGACCUGGGCCUGAGCCCGGUUCUGGUCCUGGUUCCGGUCCUGGCCCUGCUCGGGCUCGGCCUGGCCCUGCUGGCCCCGAGGGGCCGGCCCGGACCCGGGAUAAUCCCGACCUGGGCCUGAGCCCGGUUCCGAGCCCG
Molecule: messenger RNA, 1975 nt
Organism: Pseudopodoces humilis (Tibetan ground-tit)
Lineage: Eukaryota; Metazoa; Chordata; Aves; Passeriformes; Paridae
Source: RefSeq, a predicted model, not a curated record